AUGGCGAACGGUGGGAGUGGUCUUUCUGAUAAGGGGGCCGGUGAUCACCGCAUAAGCGCAAUUUACUCAUCAGACCUGCGCCGCGCGCUGGAGACGGCCGAGAUUGCGGCUGCGCCGCUCGGCGUUGCCGUGACGCCGGACGCAUCGCUGCGGGAGCGGCACCUGGGCGUGUUGGAGGGGUUGACGAGAGAGGAGGCGGCGGCGCAGCAGCCGGCGGCGUGGAGGGCGCUGCGCUGCGGCGGAGCCACAGCACGCAUAGCAGGCGGCGGCGAAAGCAUCGCGGAUCUCAGCGCGCGCGUCGUGGCCGGGAUUGAGGCCAUAGCAGCUCGCCAUCCUGGGGAGACAGUAGCGGUGUUCACACAUGGCGGCGUGCUGGCUGCAUGCUACCACCAUGCAGUCGGGCACCCCUUCCCAGGGAAGUUGGUGAAUUGCGCAGUCAAUAGGGUGAGAAUAGAGGGGAGCAAGUGGGCGGUGGUAGAGUGGGGCGGUACUGAACACUUGCAGGGUACGGGUUAUCAGCAGGAAGCGUUCGGGGGCAGCAAGACCACUGGGUGA
Messenger RNA from Coccomyxa subellipsoidea C-169, 555 nucleotides. Its product is annotated as phosphoglycerate mutase-like protein. Gene Ontology annotation, molecular function: phosphatase activity. Gene Ontology annotation, cellular component: cytosol; cytoplasm. The record is from RefSeq and is a predicted model, not a curated record. NCBI's taxonomy places the organism in Eukaryota, Viridiplantae, Chlorophyta, Trebouxiophyceae, Coccomyxaceae. The transcript is spliced from 4 exons. Bases 1 to 555 code for a protein of 184 amino acids.